Molecule: messenger RNA, 4437 nt
Organism: Xyrauchen texanus (razorback sucker)
Lineage: Eukaryota; Metazoa; Chordata; Actinopteri; Cypriniformes; Catostomidae
Gene: kcnab1a
Product: potassium voltage-gated channel subfamily A regulatory beta subunit 1a
Exons: 15
Coding region: 506-1702 (398 amino acids)
Biological process (GO): negative regulation of delayed rectifier potassium channel activity; transmembrane transport; potassium ion transport
Cellular component (GO): membrane; cytoplasm; voltage-gated potassium channel complex
Molecular function (GO): potassium channel regulator activity; transmembrane transporter binding; voltage-gated potassium channel activity
Source: RefSeq, a predicted model, not a curated record
AGGCCUACGUUCCAACUCCCAACUGGAACUCAAACAUCUGGAGGAAUUUCUCAAUGUUCACACACUCUCAUUACAGGAUUCUGUCCGAGCCAGGACUGGCAUGACCUACAGCAGGCGGGCUUUUUGUGGCUGACCAUGCGAGGAACCUCUCAGUGCUGCGAGAAUCUCCUCUCCACCUCCGGAUAGUUCUGCAGUGCUCGUUCCUUGGAUCAUUGACCCCAGUGCAGUUUCGACUGUUUUCCUUUUCACCACGUAUUUGCACCAGGGAACAGCUUGUGGACCAAACAAGGGGCGAAGCAACUUUUUGACUGUGUAGAUGGCUCCUUUGUCCUUGUGCUCAAUAAUUUAUGCACUUUUUGUGUUGCUGUUGUGACAAUAUCUACAGGAGGGGACCAGGGAGGAAGGUUGGGAUUGUGACCCCCGCAUGAUCCCUCAGCAAGUCCUCUGUGUGAUUUAGUCAGCAGCAUCUUCAUCCUCCUCCUCCUCCUCCUCCUCACCUGCCAGCAUGCAGGUCUCAAUCGCUUGCACAGACCACAACCUCAAGGGUCGGAAUGGAGACCACGGAAAACAAAACACAACCAGCCCUAACGUGGUGAAUGCAGCACGGGCAAAGUUCCGCACGGUUGCCAUCAUUGCCCGGAGCUUUGGCUCGUUUACCCCCCGUCAUCACAUCUCCCUCAAAGAGUCCACCGGCAAGCUCACUGGCAUGAAGUACCGGAACCUUGGGAAAUCUGGAUUGAGAGUAUCAUGCCUGGGUCUAGGGACUUGGGUGACAUUUGGAGGCCAGAUUUCAGAUGAGGUGGCGGAACAGCUAAUGACUAUAGCGUAUGAGAGCGGGGUCAACCUCUUUGACACAGCAGAGGUGUAUGCUGCAGGAAAAGCUGAAGUCAUACUGGGGAAUAUCAUCAAAAAGAAGUGUUGGAGGCGAUCCAGUCUGGUUAUAACUACAAAGAUCUACUGGGGUGGAAAAGCAGAGACAGAACGAGGCCUCUCCAGGAAACACAUUAUUGAAGGGCUCAAGGGCUCCCUGCAGAGAAUGCAACUGGAAUAUGUAGAUGUGGUCUUUGCCAACCGUCCCGAUAGCAACACACCAAUGGAGGAGAUAGUCAGAGCCAUGACCUACGUGAUAAACCAAGGCAUGUCCAUGUACUGGGGUACCUCAAGAUGGACAGCUAUGGAAAUAAUGGAGGCUUACUCCGUAGCGAGGCAGUUUAAUCUGAUUCCUCCAGUGUGUGAGCAGGCUGAGUAUCAUCUCUUCCAGAGGGAGAAGGUGGAAGUGCAGCUGCCCGAGCUCUACCAUAAGAUAGGUGUGGGGGCCAUGACAUGGUCCCCUUUGGCCUGUGGGAUUAUCACAGGGAAGUAUGAAAAUGGUAUCCCAGAAUUGUCCAGGGCGGCUAUGAAGUCGUACCAGUGGCUGAAAGACAAGAUAGUCAGUGAGGAUGGACGUAAGCAGCAGGCUAAGUUAAAGGAACUCGGCCAUAUUGCUGAAAAGCUGGGCUGCACGUUGCCUCAGCUUGCUGUUGCUUGGUGUCUGCGAAAUGAAGGAGUAAGCUCUGUACUAUUAGGAACCUCCAAUGCAGAACAGCUUACCGAAAACCUGGGAGCCAUUCAGGUACUUCCAAAGAUGACAUCCCAUGUGGUCUCAGAUAUUGAUCAUAUACUUGGGAAUAGGCCAUACAGCAAGAAGGACUACCGGUCCUAGGGCCUCUGGGAUAGUAAAUGAAGUGUGUAGCAGUGUAUAUGCCCUCAGUGGUUCCUGCUCCGAGUCUUUUUUCAUCAAUGGUCUGGCCUCUCUCUGGAGCCUUAGAAUGCUGUCCACCACAACCUGCACCUGCAUCCCCUCUAUCUUUACUGGUGUGCCUUUGCAUUCCAAAACUACAGUGAGAAUCCCUAAGUGGUGUCAAGCUGUCACUUCAUAAAGGCACCUUGAAGGAGAGCUUCUUUCAUUAACAGCAAUGCUGUUGAGCAUUGCUCUGAUGUCAUCUAGAAAUGAUAUUGAAAUAUAUUCUGAUUCAUGAUUGGCCUCUGCUCUCAAAACCAUCAGCCAUUGGGAUGUCGGGAAUUCUGGACUGGGCAGAGUGGAGGAACAAAGCAUGUCGUCCUCUUGUGUUCAAAUGCAGUAAUUGUAAACCUGGUUCCAGAGCAAAGACUCAGUGGAACGGUCACCAGACCUGACUUUGUGCAUUCAUAAAGAUUCUGUUUUGCUUGUGCAAGAAAGCCUGUAAUGUUGUUUGAUAUUUUUAUGAGAGACAUUUGAAAAAUAAUUUGUUUGUUUGUUUGUUUCAUGCUAUGGGAUUCAGGUGUUUCUACCUGUGUUAAAAAAGUUAGGACACACCUCUUAUCUUGGAAGUGACUUAAAUUAAUGAGAGUAGCAUCACUCUAACAAAUUUAUGAAUAUGUAUUGACUGAACAUGCAACAGUAUUAUAAACUGACCUCAAUCCAUAUGGCAGUAUAAAUUUACAGUAUUAGAAUUGUUCUUAGAAACAUGCAUAUUGUUUCUAAAGCCAGCAGCCUAAUGCAUGAAUGGCAGUGUUAAUUUAUAUAUGAUUGUUCUGGAAUCCCACCAGUUUCUUAUUUAGGUCCGGUCAUCCUUUAGUCUCAAGUUCCAAAUUAGAGCUCUGCGAGAAUCUCCCAAUAUGCAUGGCAGAAAUAUUAGGGGUGACAGUUUGCUGGUGCCUUGUGUUUGUUUUUAUUAUAGCUCUAGUUAUCCAUACUUUGAAGCCAUACUUUAUCAUGCACUUGGUAUUUUAACACAGGCAAGCUGCUUACCCUGCAGUAUUUUACAUACUCAGAGCUUUUAGAAUUACUUGAAAUUUCAUAAGGAAAUAAGCAGAUUUGUUAUUUAUUUUUAUUUUUUCGUCGAUGGGGUGAUUCUCAAGAAACCUGUCAAUAAAAUGUCCUGGUCAUAUCAAACCAAUACAAAAAAAUAUAAGAUUGUAUAUCAAUACAAGACAGAAUUUGUGGCAUAAUGUUUAAUUACCAGAAACGACUUUUUUUCUUUUCCGACUAGUCCUGCCUUUUUUAAACAAAAAGGAAAUUACGUUAUUAAACAAAUAAAAACAAAAAUUUUGGUUGUAAUGCAAGUGAAUGAAGCAAUUUUUGGAGGAUUUGAAGGCAGAAAUGUGAAGCUUAUAAUUUUAUAAAAGCACACAUUCAUUCUUCUGUUAAAACUCGUAUAUUAUUUGAGUUGUACAGUUGUUUCAUCGUUUUAUGGCUGUUUUAGGGUUAAUGCCUUUUCAUUGUCAUGGCAACACAGUUGUAAAAUUGAAAAUAACUUUACACAGAUAGAGUAAAGAAUAAUAAUUUUAUCACACUAAAAUCACGCUAACACACAUUAUGUCUUGUGGCUAUACUUUUAAAACAGUCAGUAUUUAACGUUUACGGUUAGGCCCCAUUCACGUUCAUUGCCUGUCAAUUGAACUUCAUUUGUUUAGUCUUGUGGCCUACAUUGGCUUACACUGACACCUAGUGGCUUGGAUGCUGCAUCAUUCAAACAAUGUAGGUUCUAGUCACCAAUGUCAUUGUAAUGUCACAAUAAACUAGGAUUAAUUUAAUCCAUGAAUGAAAGUGUCCAAUAACAGAGCAGUGACUGAUUGUCAUUACAUAAGAUGCUGCUGUACGCUUUUCUUUCCCCUUUGCGAAAAUGAAAGGUCAUGCCCAAGGGAGUACUCCUAUCAUGUGCAAAUACUUAACUGAUUUCUACAAUAUGAAAAAUUAUUUUUAAAUUGUUAAGACAAUUAGGAGGGAAAAAAGUCCUACUGAAAUACCACAAUGUAAAUAAUCAGUGUAACAGUCCUACAAGAAAUAGGCUUCAUUUUAUAAAUGCUUUUUUUUUAAACAGUUUCUUUUGAUAAAGAGUACAAGCACAUUUUCUUGACAGGCUUCAUGAGAAUUGCCUGAUGGCUCUGUGUAGAAGAAAUCCUAGUAAACCAGUGAAUUUUUAGGAAAAACCUUGGAUGUGAUGCCCAAAGAAUUCAGAAGGCUUUCUAAUGGAUAUUUAUAGUAGAGUGUGUGUGUGCGCGCAUAGUGUUACCUUUAGUCUAUCUCCCUGCGGAGUGCCUUGAUUCUAACCUGCAUGAACAUUAGGGCUUACCCAUUCUCCCAUGGGUCCAUGAGUGUAAUACUGUGAGCUUUUCUCAAUUGUAAAUGAUGUAAUUUACAAAGUUGAAGAGAUCACAUCAUGAGGUAACUACUGUUUUCUAAAGUUUGUAAAAUUGUUUUAGGAGAAAAUAGGACAUGUUGGAUUAACAGGCUGUAAUGAAUCUCUGCAUCAGUGUCUUCUAUCAUAUCACCCAUCUCUCUCCCUGUAUGGCCACAGUGAAUUCUGUAAAUAUAAAUAUGUAAACAGUACAUAGAAGUAGAUUAUAUGCUUGAAAUAAAAAUGCAUAUGUCUGGUAAAUCCAUGAAUGUGUUGUGUGUUUCCUUGUAGGAAAAAU